Messenger RNA from Xylaria bambusicola, 513 nucleotides. RefSeq lists its product as uncharacterized. Bases 1 to 513 code for a protein of 170 amino acids. Lineage: Eukaryota; Fungi; Ascomycota; Sordariomycetes; Xylariales; Xylariaceae. The transcript has a single exon. The record is from RefSeq and is a predicted model, not a curated record.
AUGCCGUCAUUCUCAUCUAGAAGAGGACCAUUUCCCUCAAAGUACCUACCCUUUGCUCUAGAAUCUGAACUCCGCCAGGGCGUCUGCGACGCUGUGAAAGAUUUCAGGCCUCCAGCAGGAAAUACAGCUCCGCAAAUCAUCAUCGGAAACCCCGAAAGUGGUUGUCACGGAACUUACUUUCGUAGCCGCCAUGGAACACAGUUUAUCUUUAACCACUGCAAAAUGAAGCACGUUACACAAUGUAACUGUCGCAUGAAAGAAGCAGUAGGAGAGGCCACGCUUCGACUUCCCGAUGACCUCGACGAGUACCGGAUCCGGCUGAUUCAAGGCCAGGACGUACCGUACCCGCUAGAGCCAAGAUUGGCAGCGAUGGUCGUGAUGAAAAUCUUCCUUGGAAUGAAAGUCCCGGCGCCACUAAGAAUGAGUUUUCUUGAAGAUGCAGAGAGACAGAUCGCUGAUGCGGAGCCGCCUAGAGAGGAGAAGGAGAAAGAAAAGGCGAGUCUAGAAGAGUAG